Molecule: messenger RNA, 1290 nt
Organism: Gavialis gangeticus (Gharial)
Lineage: Eukaryota; Metazoa; Chordata; Crocodylia; Gavialidae
Gene: BKGD
Product: chromosome unknown C11orf54 homolog
Exons: 8
Coding region: 61-999 (312 amino acids)
Cellular component (GO): nucleus
Molecular function (GO): hydrolase activity, acting on ester bonds; zinc ion binding
Source: RefSeq, a predicted model, not a curated record
UGGUGUACUCUGAUUUGUAAUUCUUUCAUGAAGAGGUCGGUUGAUCGUAUGAGCUAAGAAAUGGCCAAAGUUGAAAAGUUUGUUUUCCACGUCCCAAGUCUAGAAGAACUUGCUGGGGUUCUGCAGAAGGGGCUUAAAGAAAACUUUGCUGAUGCUCAGGUCUCUGUAGUGGACUGCCCUGAUUUGACUCAAGAACCAUUCACCUUUCCUGUUAAAGGAAUCUGUGGGAAGCCUAGAAUAGCAGAUGUUGGAGGUGUCCCUUACCUUUUGCCUCUUGUACAAGAAGAUAAAGUGUAUGAUCUGAAUACUAUUGCAAAAGAAAUAGAGCUGCCUGGAGCUUUCAUUCUUGGAGCUGGAGCUGCUUCAUCUAGAAAUCUUGGAGUAAAUGCUGAGUUUAUCCCUAUUGCUCAAACUGAGACUGAACAAAAGCAUCCAGUAAAUGCAAGUUACAAUGCUCGAAUUAAUCCUACAGAUGGAGGAUGCUUGCUGGAGAAGUACAAAUACAGCAGUUUUGGAUUGUUGGCCAACCUGUUUGCCAGCCAGGGCCAACCAGGCAAGGUCAUUGAAGUGAAAGCUAAUGGAAGAACUGGGCAACAUAAUUUUAUCACCUGUCUGAGGCAAAUUUUAGAGAAACAUUAUGGUGAUAAGCCAGUUGGAAUGGGAGGUACAUUUGUUAUUCAAAAGGGAAAAGCAAAGAUGCAUAUCAUGCCCCCAGAAUUUUCUGCUUGUCCUUUGAACACUGAUGAGGAGGUAAAUAAUUGGCUCAAGUUUUUUGAAAUGAAGGCACCAUUGGUUUGUCAGCCUGUGAUAGUUUCCAGAGAUCCAGGGUUUGAUCUGCGAUUGGAACACACCCACGGUUUUAGUCACCAUGGUGAAGGAGGACACUAUCAUAAUGAUACCACACCAGAUAGCGUAGAGUAUUUGGGAUAUUUUUUGCCUGCAGAACUUCUCUUUCGUAUUGACAGACCCAAAGAGACUCAUCUGGUUGGAAGAGACUAAAUCAGGGCACAUCUUGCCUUGCCAAUGAAAUGCUGGAGUUAGUAAUACCUUUAAUCAAGCACACAAACAUAUUUGGCAUUUUAUUGCUGUUAGUUUCAUAUCAACUUUUAUUGGCCUUUUUAAAGAAGAGAUAUUUUCAACAUCUAGACAAUCUGAUUUCAGAUAUAACUAUUUCUAUCACAUGUUCAAACAUCAAGAGCCAAAUUAUUUUGUAUUAAUGAUUUGAUUUGUUCCAUUUUGAUUGCUUUGGGGCCCUGCUACAUGUUCAAAUUAAAGCUGGAUAGAAACCAA